This is a messenger RNA of Aplosporella prunicola CBS 121167, 1137 nucleotides long. Its product is annotated as glycosyltransferase family 32 protein. Gene Ontology annotation, molecular function: alpha-1,6-mannosyltransferase activity. The record is from RefSeq and is a predicted model, not a curated record. The transcript is spliced from 2 exons. The coding region runs from base 1 to 1137 and encodes 378 amino acids. Lineage: Eukaryota; Fungi; Ascomycota; Dothideomycetes; Botryosphaeriales; Aplosporellaceae. Gene Ontology annotation, cellular component: mannan polymerase complex. Gene Ontology annotation, biological process: protein N-linked glycosylation.
AUGCUCACCUUUCGGAGAGCACUUAUUGUUGCCGUUUCUCUACUGACCCUCUUCCUCCUACUGCGCUCGUCGCAUACGUCGCCUCCAGCGCAGGUCAUUCAAUCGCCGAAAUCUGUCCAGUCCGAAGAAACCACUGCCGAGCAGGAAUCGGACAGCAAAGUUCCGGCCAAAGAGUCUGCCAUCUUAGACUCCGAGAAGCCUGCUACGCUGCCGACACCCAAGAAACAGAAGCCCCAAAUCGCGCUGGAAGAUCUUCACGCCAAGCCCCUCCGUGAGCAGCUUGAAUAUCAGUUCCCCUACGACCCGCAGGCGAAAUUCCCCGCCUAUAUUUGGCAAACCUGGAAAUACACCCCUGCUUCUGGGGAGUUCGACGACAUUUUUCGUGAGCCCGAGGCCAGCUGGACCAUCUUGCAUCCUACCUUUGUUCAUGAAGUCAUCACCGAUUCUGUUGCCGUACACCUGAUCCGCCACCUAUACGCAUCUGUCCCUGAAGUGCUUGAGGCUUAUAAUGCCCUCCCAUUGCCCGUAUUGAAAGCGGACUUCUUCAGAUAUCUUAUCUUGCUGGCCAGAGGUGGGAUAUACUCGGACAUUGACACUGCGGCACUCAAGCCGGCAACUGAAUGGGUGCCCGCUGAUGUACCGCGGUCAUCAUACGGCUUGGUUGUUGGGAUAGAAGCAGAUCCGGAUAGGGAGGAUUGGGCGGAUUGGUAUUCACGACGAAUCCAAUUCUGCCAAUGGACCAUCCAGGCGAAGCCCGGUCACCCAGUGUUGCGCGAGGUUGUUGCCAACAUCACCGAAGAGACAUUGCGACGGAAGAACGAAGGUCACCUAAUCAAAGAUGUGAAUGGCAUUGUUGAGUUCACCGGUCCGGCUCUAUGGACAGACACCGUCUUUAAUUUCUUCAACGACCCAGAGUAUUUCGACAUGAGCACAAGCAAGGGCAACAUCACCUGGGAACAAUUCACUGGCAUCGCAGCCGCCAAAAAGGUCGGCGACGUAAUUGUGCUCCCCAUAACAAGCUUCAGCCCGGGCGUGCGUCAAAUGGGAGCAGGCGAUGAUGAUGAUCCGAUGGCUUUUGUAAAGCAUAAUUUUGAAGGGACCUGGAAGCCUGAGUCGGAGCGUCAUAUUGGAGAAUGA